This is a messenger RNA of Oncorhynchus gorbuscha (pink salmon), 3967 nucleotides long. RefSeq names its product band 4.1-like protein 4. The transcript is spliced from 25 exons. NCBI's taxonomy places the organism in Eukaryota, Metazoa, Chordata, Actinopteri, Salmoniformes, Salmonidae. The record is from RefSeq and is a predicted model, not a curated record. Gene Ontology annotation, cellular component: cytoskeleton. Bases 834 to 2789 code for a protein of 651 amino acids. Gene Ontology annotation, molecular function: cytoskeletal protein binding.
GCUGAAGAGUGGCGAGAUUUUGCCUCAUUUUUCUAAGCCGACGGGACAGGUGCAGGCUAAGCCUCUGUCUUCACUUUUAGUAGGAUUGCCAGAUAUAAGACAAAUACAAAUUAAAGACUUGGAGAUCAAAAAGCGGAUCACACUGAAAGGAAUUCCUAUUUUUCUUGAAUAUCUAUGAAUAUUGGAGCUGGAGGGCAGUGAAGAGCGCAUAACUCGUGUUUAUUGAACACAAUAAAAGGAAGGAACCUUGCGGUCCGGGAGUUAUCCAGUUUUUAAUGAAAAUGAAAUAACUAUAAACUACGGUUUAUAAAGAAGUACCCAAAGCUCAACAUUUAAUGGAGGCUGAUUUGUUGAAAGAAUAAGCUGCAAGCCAAGGUUUCGCAAUUAUUUUGGAUAGAGCACAAAGAUCAUAGACAAUACAAGGACUGGCUAAGGAGUGUUUUAUUGAAGAAAACCACAUGAUGAAUUUGACUUUUAUUUAGUACCAGCAUUAGUCCAUUAUUUUAUCAUUGAAUUGACAGAAGUCCGCUAAGUCAGUUGCUUUAUCCCCCCCUCCCGUAAAAAGAAAGACAUGAGUUGCUUCUGUGCUCCCCAGCAGGAGUUUUAUUGUGAAGUUUUACUGUUGGAUGAGACCAAAUUGACGUUAACCACUCAACAACAAGGAAUAAAGAAAGCCCAAAGCUACAGGUUACCCGACCAUGAAGGUGUCUCUUGAGGAUACAUUUGGCUAUUGGUAGCUGACCAGGAGCCCAAAAAGUAGCCCAGGCUUCUACUGUAAUUUGCUGUGAACUCUCUGUGAAACAAAAUACAGGCCCCAAGGGCUGUAAAGAAAUAUGAAGUCCACUAAGGGGUCGGUGGUGCUGGACUUUGUGUUCAACCAUGUGAACCUGGCCGAGACAGACUACUUCGGGCUGCGCUACUGUGACCGCAGCCACCAGACGUAUUGGCUUGACCCCUCAAAAACCCUUUCGGAGCACAAAGAUUUAAUAACGACGGGGCCUCCAUACACACUCUAUUUUGGGGUCAAGUUUUAUGCUGAGGAUCCCUGCAAGCUAAAAGAAGAAAUAACAAGGUACCAAUUCUUCCUGCAGGUAAAGCAAGAUGUACUACAAGGCAGAAUUCCCUGUCCCCUUGAUAUCAGCGCACAGCUGGCAGCCCUGGCCAUACAGUCUGAACUUGGCGACUACGACCCGUACAAACAUGUGUCAGGCUACGUGUCAGAGUACCGUUUUGUCCCGGACCAGAAAGAGGAACUGGAAGACGCCAUCGAGACGAUUCACAAAACCGUAACGGGUCAGGUUCCCUCCGAGGCUGAAGCCAAUUAUUUAGGAACAGCUAAAACACUGGACAUGUAUGGAGUCGACCUUCACCCUGUAUUCGGAGAGAAUCAGUCUGAAUACUUCUUGGGGCUGACCCCUAUUGGAGUCGUUGUUUACAAAAACAAAACACAAGUUGGGAAGUAUUUCUGGCCAAGGAUAACUAAAGUGCAUUUCAAGGAAACACAAUUUGAGCUUCGAGUUGUUGGAAAAGAUUGUACAGAGACGUCGUUCUUCUUCGAGGCACCCAAUAAGACGGCCUGUAAACAUCUGUGGAAGUGCUGCGUAGAACACCACACUUUCUUUAGAAUGCCAGAAAAUGAUUCCAACACACUUACAAGAAAACUAUCCAAAUUUGGUUCCCUGGGAUCUAAACAUCGGUACAGUGGUAAGACAGCUAUGCAGAUGGGCAGGGAUCCGUCUAUCAGUCUGCCCCGGCCAGACCUGCAGGUGGUCAGGACCCGCAGCAAGACCUACCCCAAGAGACCACCACCGACCACAGGACUGAACAAUGGGAAUCGGUCAAACACAAAGACGGAGAAUUCGGAAAAAGAAGGAACGGCUAAGAUGACAGCACUGCCUUCUGUGAAGAGCGCCAAAGUGACCAAGGCGGAAAAUGGUGGUCCAGAGGAACAGCGAGGGAAGCCCAAUGCACCGUGGGAUGAGAACGCCCCACAAAGUGGACUGUACAACACGGCCAACGAGCGAACAAAGUCGCCUAAAUUCCCCACGGCACGUGGACGCACCCCGUCAGGAGGCAGCGAGAACGAGACGUCCCAGAACAGACGCAGGAAAGGCCAGGCCAGUGAUCCAACAGCUCCCCAGCAGCAGAGCAAACAGCAGAGGAGAAGGUCACGUUCCCGCGGCAACACCAGUAGUGGCAGCGAGUCUGAGAACUCCACCCGGGACCAUCGUAAAAAGAGGAACCGGUCUCGUCAAGAGAAUGAGAUGGUGGACUCUGGCCCUCAGUGGGAAGCUGUGCUCCGCCGUCAGAAGGAGAGGUCUCAGAACGACCCAAACCACCGCCGCUCACGACACCGCUCUCGGUCGCGGAGUCCAGACGUGCAGGCUAAGGAACAACUGUGGAAACACAUCCAGAAGGAGCUGGUGGACCCAGCGCCAGACCUCACAGAGGAUCAGCUGAAGGAGAUCCCGUACAAGAAAGUGGAAACCCAAGGAGACCCAAUAAAAAUCCGGCACUCUCAUUCUCCCCGGAGCUUCCGUCAGUACCGGCGCUCCCAGUGCUCCGAAGGGGAGCGAUCCGUGCUCUCGGAGGUCAACGCCCGGACAGAUCUUGUGCCCCCAUUACCUGUGACACGAACAGCAGACAUCCCAGGUUCCAGCUCCACCCCCGCUCAGAAGAAGCACGGAUCCAAAGACACCCUGCUCUCAGAGAUCAUAGAGCGUGAUGUGAAGAGCAGCGCUAAGGUGGUGAAGACUGUCCACCCUCCCAGGACCAAGGUUGAGACGUGACCUGACCAAAACACAACCCCCACCGCAGAAACAAUGGCACAAUCUCCCACCAACACAAAACGUCAAGACCACCCUGAUUUCUUGAAAGAAAAAAAUGACUUGUGAAAUACAAUGGAGGGAGCUGUGUAGAGUACAACGGCUGUACAGUGCGCCAGUGACAAGCCCCACCUUGAAAUAAUCCUGUGUGUGUCUAUGUACGGUAACGUUAUGUGUUAGAUAAUGCAUGGGCACAAAUGUCACUGGUCUAUGUGCCAGUAUGAUGCUGUCUUUUGGAACACACCACACUGGGAACCCUGUACAGUAUCUUCACAUCAUUCACACGAGCGCAUUUCCCGGCUUAAGUGUUGAGUAAAGCCUGGUCUCAGAUCUGUUUGUGAUGUAUAGCCAACUCCAAUAUACUGUAUCACAGUUGGUCUGUGUCUAGAGCAAGUCAUGGUCACCUGUUCAUGCACGUAGCAACAGCAGCUGAUAAUUAAGCGGCAAAAACCUUUUCAGUUAUUUUAAACUCGGAUAAGUGUUUUAUAAUUAAAAACACAUUUUUCAGUUAUUUACAUGUAUUUUAACACUGAUAAGAGUUCUACAAUAAAACAGAAUUUCAGAUGUUUUUCUUUAAGCACAUUGAUUUCAGUCCAAUGCUCACAUGAAGGCUGAGGAUGAGACUAUGAAUUGCGUAGCGAACACUGCACAGUGAGGUCCGACUGAGAUCAAUCAUGGUCUCCUAUGCAUUGGCCUCCGAUUUGGUUUGCGUUAUUAUUAUACAACACAGUAUUAAAACGGUGUUUCACUCAUACAUGUUGAGCUCCAUAUGGACACCGAGUGUGCGUCUGAAAUGGCACCCUAUUCCAGGUAUAGUGCACUACUUUUGACCAGACCCUUAUGGGCCCUGGUAAAACAAUGAUUUACUAUAGGGGAUAGGGUGCCAUUUCAGACGCAGACUGGGUUAUUGUAUUGUCAAGUCAGGUGUGUUUACUGUAAGUAUUUUCUACUGUAGGAACCUUUGAUCCUGGACCCCAUUUUGUUUUGCUCAAGAGUACUGAAUAACUGUUUUGCAUAUCUCUGCUGUUUUAAGGUUAAAAAUAAAUAAAUAAAUAAAAAUGUCACUUAGAACUGUGUAGCUACACUGUACAGUUGUUAAACUGGAAUUUCAGUCCUUUUCAAUAAAUACAUUCAAUAUGUCU